This is a messenger RNA of Peromyscus eremicus (cactus mouse), 354 nucleotides long. It is a transcript of the gene Mpc1l, whose product is annotated as mitochondrial pyruvate carrier 1 like. Gene Ontology annotation, biological process: pyruvate import into mitochondria. Gene Ontology annotation, cellular component: mitochondrial inner membrane. The record is from RefSeq and is a predicted model, not a curated record. NCBI's taxonomy places the organism in Eukaryota, Metazoa, Chordata, Mammalia, Rodentia, Cricetidae.
AUGGCGGGGGUCACAGCGCUAAUGCGGAAAACUCAAGACUAUGUGAAGACCAAGGAGUUCCGGGAUUACAUUACCAGCACCCACUUCUGGGGUCCUGUGGCCAACUGGGGCCUUCCACUGGCCGCCUUCAAGGAUAUGAAGGCAGCUCCUGACAUCAGCAGCAGCCGCAUGACCACAGCGCUCAUCUUCUACUCCAUGGCUUUCAUGCGCUUUGCCUACCGGGUCCAGCCUCGAAAUUACCUGCUGUUGGCAUGCCAUCUCACCAACAUUGUGGCGCAGAGCAUUCAGGGGAGCCGUUACCUUAAGUACCACUACGGUGGUGGCGCCAAGGCCAGCAACCCUCCGGCCAAAUAA